CCCUUUGGCGGGGAAAUGAUGGCUGGGGAUUGGCUUGCCCCAGUAUACCUUCAGCAACAAGUUGUUCAUGAGGAUUUGGUGAAUCUCUUGACUGAUCCAGAGAUUCCAGCAAAAUGUGGGCCGCCACCAGCUAUUGAUAAUGCAAUGCUUAUUGCUCGCCGAGCACAAGAAUACUUUUCAGGUGCAAACGUGAUAUACCAGUGCUAUAGAUUGUAUGUAAUGGAAGGCACUCCAGUUGCAAGGUGUUCAAAUGGUCACUGGAGAGGCGUGCCCAGAUGUGUGCAAACAUGUAGAGCAGAUGAAAGUGAUAUGGAUGACAACAAUAUACAACUGAAAUAUAUAACUAAAUCAACAUCCAUGACAGCAUCUGAUUACUGGAUGGAAUUUGAGUGUAAAGCAGGAUUUCAUAAGGAUCCGUCAUCAUCACCUUUUAGAAAACAAUGUGUAAAAGGACCAUGGGUGUAUCCAAGAUGCAUAUAGAUGACAGCUGGAAACUGGAUGAAAUCCAAGAGAGAGAAAUGGAUUUUAAGAGAUACAUUUAGCAGAAUAUGGAGAUCUAAGCACUUGGAAUUUAUUUACCAGAGUCCUGAAGAACCUGGAUCAUUUUCAGAUCAAACAUAAAAUUAAGCCUCUAUCUAAAUCAAUCAUUACAUCUUCAUUUGCUGAAUACCACUUUUUAAGCUUAUAAAACUUUGCCUUAGUACAAUAAUCAACAUUGCUGUCUCAAUAUUGUGCUUAAAUGUCUCCCAGAUUCUUUCUUUUGCUUGUUCCUGUAUCUUCCCAGUCCUAAGGCUCUAAUUUUGUGAUUACUUCAAGAUGGACAGAGAAUGAAGUGUUGGUCAAUUCUUAAAUUUUCCUACUUUUCUUUAUUUCAAGUAAUUGCUAAUGUCACUCAUCAUUCUUUCAGCUUUCUGUUCCUUUUACAUUUUUCUGUGAUGAAAUUUCAAGUUAUUACUAUGGAAAUAUAAAAAAAAUUAUGAUGACAGAAGUUUUAUGUUACUGCAUAUCUUAACAUUGCUAAGUUGUUCAUGAAUGCGAAAUUAAAGCAAUGGCAAAGA
Molecule: messenger RNA, 1058 nt
Organism: Anolis carolinensis (green anole)
Lineage: Eukaryota; Metazoa; Chordata; Lepidosauria; Squamata; Anolidae
Product: complement factor H-related protein 2
Exons: 5
Coding region: 16-480 (154 amino acids)
Biological process (GO): complement activation
Molecular function (GO): complement component C3b binding
Source: RefSeq, a predicted model, not a curated record